GAGGCUCUGGCCAGGGUUUGGGAUCAACAUACUUCCCACAAUCCAACCCCGUCGACCUGCAUUCCCAACUCCCUCAACUCCAGGCUCGAUGGGUGGCUGUGCAAGCAAACCAAACACUCAGGAUGGCCCCAACCCUGAGGUCCUUCCAGUAGAGAACACAGCUGCCCCCGAGCAGACCGUGAGAUCGGUCGACGGUGAUGCUUCUACUGAGGCCAAGACUGAGAAUGUUGAGGAGAGCAAGGAGGAACCUUUGGUUGAUCUCUCUGAGCCCAAACCAGAGGAAUCCACGGCUGCCGCAGGUGAGGAGCUGGCUCCUGGGAUCAGCGAGCUGAAGACAGAGGCACCUGUUGAGUCUGCAGAGGCAAAGGAAGAGGAAGAGGCUGCAGACGACGAGGUCGCCGAGAAGGCUGAAGAGGCCGUUGCUGAGAAGACCGAGGAAGCCGCCGAGCACCUGGUGGAGAGCUCACAUUAAAGGGAAGAAUUGUAAUAUGUAUUCAGGAAUUAUUCAAUAAUGCUGUGCUUUGAGCAAAGAAGAAUGAGAACCUGAAUUGUGUUAUCUUUUCAUCAUUGAAUUCUAAUUGUGGGGUAUGUUCGAUAUGUCAGGUUGAUUUAAUCUAUAUAUGAGAUUUACCCUA
Elaeis guineensis (African oil palm) is the source of this 635-nucleotide messenger RNA. RefSeq lists its product as uncharacterized. Lineage: Eukaryota; Viridiplantae; Streptophyta; Magnoliopsida; Arecales; Arecaceae. The record is from RefSeq and is a predicted model, not a curated record.